Molecule: messenger RNA, 351 nt
Organism: Ustilaginoidea virens
Lineage: Eukaryota; Fungi; Ascomycota; Sordariomycetes; Hypocreales; Clavicipitaceae
Exons: 3
Coding region: 1-351 (116 amino acids)
Biological process (GO): translation
Cellular component (GO): cytosolic small ribosomal subunit; ribosome
Molecular function (GO): structural constituent of ribosome; RNA binding
Source: RefSeq, a predicted model, not a curated record
AUGUCCUACAACAAGGCUGACAAGGAUCUUGGCGAGGCUCCCAAGGCCCACAAGAUCCGCAUCACCCUCUCUUCCCGCAAGGUCAACGUCCUCGAGAAGGUCUGCUCCGAGAUUAUCGAGCGCGCCAAGAGCAAGGACCUGCGCGUCAAGGGCCCCGUCCGUCUGCCGACCCAGAUUCUCAAGAUUACCACCCGCAAGACUCCUUGCGGUGAAGGCUCCAAGACCUGGGACUCCUACGAGAUGCGCAUCCACAAGCGUCUUAUUGACCUUCAUGCGCCUACCGAGGUCGUCAAGCAGAUCAUUGUCAACAUCGAUGCCGGUGUAGAGGUCGAGGUCACCAUUGCUGCUUAA